UGCACCCUCAUGCAUGCAUGUGUGUGUGUGUGCAGAAGAAGAAGCCCCCUCUGCAGGCAGGCAGGCAGCAGCUCUCCGGCUCUCUGUACAGCAGGCGCAGUGUGUGAAGUGUGUGCAGCCUGAAUGGACUAGAUUUCCCAGCCACGUAAGAAGCAAAGAGAGAGAGAGAGAGAGAGAGGAUGUCCUGCUGAAUCAAGGGAUAGGCCUGGGAAAGUCUACCGGCCGUCCCUUCCUUCCUUUCUUUACAGCAUUAAACAGCAGACAUACAAGAUACUUUGUUUCCAUUUGGACUACUAGACCAAGAGGACGUCGACGACUCUCCGCAACACACAAAGAGCUGCAGCUUUAUGGGCUUUUCUCUGCUCUCGGUGGUAGAAGACAGUCACCGUGCCGUGCAUGGAUAUAUGUGAUCCUGGAGAACACUAGGCCGUCGCACUGACCUGGAAGGAAGCUAACUAGUUAGCUCUGCACCUGCUAGCCAGUCCAUUUGUCUGUCUGCUUAAAGCUAUAUUUAGCUUUUGCAAAAAAACUUGCUUUGUAUAUUUUUUUUUUUUCUUUCGUGUGCAUGCAAAAGCUGCAAUAUUGUUUCCAUUUUUACGAAACGUGCCAUUAACAAUUUAAACCGGUGAGAUAAGCUAGCAGACAUACAAGCUGCUGCUGCUGCAGGUUUAACUUCGCCUCAGCCUUUCAUUCAUUGUAAAGCUCACUUAUAGGUCUCCUUUGUUACCAGUAGCUAACGUUCAUGAAAUUGCAGCAGGUUUUUCAGUGGACUUGGAGUGAGUAAGUCAGUCAUUUUUUAGCCUGGCCUUAUCUCCUUGAAUGGAAAACAAAGGGGUGCAAAUGAACAGCUGAACUCUGCAACACAUACUACCUUUUGUGUGCAUGAACACCAAGGAGCCAGCUUUGCCACAUUAUCCUGCAGCAAGGUGCAUUUAAAUUUUUUUUUUUUUUUUUUUGUAUUCAACAUUUACUAAAGCAUUUGUGCUUUUCCAACAAAAGUGGUGCACCUAAUCCAGGAGGAAAAGAAGAAGAAGAACAAGAAGGCCCCCCCAUCCACCAUCCUCCUCCCCCUCUCUCUGAUUUUGUGGAGUUAUCCCACUUUAAUUCCUCAUGAACAUACAGAGGUCAAAUCCAAUUAACAUUUCACGUUAUGGCAGAUCGAGGCACAAAUCGCACGAUUUUGAAGAAUUGUCUUGCUUGAGGACUACCGAGUCGCACCAGAGCUUCAGCCCCAACCUCGGCUCCCCCAGCCCGCCGGAGACCCCGGACUCCUCGCACUGUAUCUCCCGCAUCGGGGACUACCUUUUGUUGGAGCCGCUGGAGGGAGACCACGUUUUCAGAGCCGCCCACCUGCACAGCGGGGAAGAGCUCGUAUGUAAGGUUUUUGACAUUGGCCGAUACCAGGAGUCACUGGCGGCCUACUUCGCCCUGGGCCAGCACCAGCAUAUUAACCAAAUCCUGGAGAUCUUGCUCGGGGAGACUCGAGCCUACGUGUUCUUUGAGAGGAGCUAUGGCGACAUGCACUCUUUCGUCCGCACCUGCAAGAAGCUGCGGGAGGACGAGGCUGCCAGACUCUUCUAUCAGAUAGCCUCGGCUGUGGCACAUUGCCACGACAACGGACUGGUCCUCCGCGACCUCAAACUGAGGAAGUUUGUCUUCAAGAAUGAGGACAGAAGCCUCGUGAAGCUGGAGAGCCUCGAGGACACAUAUAUCCUGGACGGUCAUGAUGACUCCUUGUCAGACAAACAUGGCUGCCCAGCCUAUGUCAGUCCCGAGAUCCUCAAUGCCAACGGCAGCUAUUCGGGGAAGGCAGCUGACGUCUGGAGCCUGGGCGUCAUGCUUUACACCAUCCUCGUGGGGCGCUACCCUUUCCACGACGUCGAGCCGGGCUCUCUGUUCAGCAAAAUCCGCAGGGGCCACUUCAACAUCCCCGAGACGCUCACACCCAAGGCCAAGUGCCUGAUCCGCUCCAUCCUCCGCCGGGAACCCGCAGAGCGCCUCACCUCUCGGGAGAUCCUGGAGCACCCCUGGUUCGCCUCCUCCGGAGCACUAGGGGGCGCCGCGGUGCACGGCAGAGGAGAGCGAGAGCAGGAGCAGAUGGUGCCUGAGGUGAACAUGGAAGAGGAGCUGGAGCAGUUCUUCAGCUGAGCAAAAACACCAAGCACAAAAAAACGGACGACUCCGCCACGGUCGGCUCGCCAACGCUCACACAGCGGAGCCAAAAAACAGUAGUUUAGAGAUUAAUAGGUGAACAUUUGUCACUCAUAAUAAAGGUGUUUCCAUCCUGUUUCCUUUUUCCACCAUUUUCAUGGAAAACCUUGAGCCUGGCAUGACAAAUGGCAUCUAUACGUCGCCUGGCGACGCGAGCUCCCACUCGGGGACGCCGCUGCCGCCAGACAUGCAAGUUGCAAACAAUGUAGCAAAUGUUCUUUUUUUGGAUCUGUUUGGUUUAAUGUGGUGCUCAUAAAAGUAGACACAUUCACCAUUUUUGACACUAUGGAAAGCAUGAAGGGACAUAAAGAACACAGGAAACCAAGGAGAGCAAUUCAAAGUGAACUGACAAAGUGCAACACCACACCUUUUCUUACAGAUUUUUUUGUUUGUUUUUUUGUCAUAGCUUUAGGUGGUACCAAUUUAAAACCACAGACCCAGGGUCAGGAAUCACAACCCCAAGUUCUAUUGUUAAACAAAUACACGGUGAUUAUAUCUGACCUGGGACCAUUGGUUAAUAAAUGGAGCAGCUUAGGCUUUUUCUCAUCAUCAUCAACAUGGUUGGCGUCGUCUUUGUUUCAUGGUUCAGUUUUGUUUCGUCGUCUCAUUUGUCUCCGUUUAUCGAUAAUUCUGACAUAGUCACUAAACUCCUUGAUGGCCUUGUUUUCAGUCAUUUGUAUGUUUCUGCCUCAUCUUUACCACACUUCAUUCACCACCACACUUUUUAUUUUUCAGCAACAUUACUUUCAGUCAUUUAUUUGUUUUUAAGCUAUUCCACUGUGUUGUUACUGCUGCUUUAAUAUCACUCCCUAAAACCUCAAUCUUAAAAACAGUUCUGUCUCCAAACCCUGGCAUCAUGCACUUGAUGUGUUGUGUGAAUGGACGAUUCCACCUCCUAAAAAAAAAAUUAGCUUCCUCUUAUUUAAAUUCUUCAGUUGUAGGAACGAGAACGUAACAUUUAUUUAAAUUGUAACAGCUAUAUAUAUAUUAUAUAUAAAUAAAUAUAAAUAUAUAUAUUUAAAAACUACAUUGCAGGGUUUUUCUUUAUUCAGAGAUUCCUUUUUCAUGUAUGAUGUAGGCAAUAUCUUGACACAGGACAGACGCAGAGAGGAAAAUGUCUGUCUGAAGUUUUUUGGAAUACACAAUAUCUUCUGUGCCAGUAUUCCGGUGCCCCCGACAGCCCACGCCACCCGGUCUCCCUCAUUUCUUUUUAAAAACUUGAUACGAGAUAUUCAGUGAUAGUAUUGCUAUGAACAUGUUCACUCCAGGACCCCCAUGUUAGUUUUCUACUGCCUGCGUAGGUUCUGUGAAACGGUCAGAAUGGGUACCAGUGGACAUGUUUUGUCGUAUCUCAAUGUUACUUGAAUUUGUGUUUUUAUCUAGUCAUCGGCAUGUGCCCCAUGAAUGCUAUAGCCUGCCUAGCAGGGAGGGGAAGGGUGGGGGGGAGGAGGGUGCUUGUUUUUUAAGAAAAGUUAAAAACAUGAAAAUUCUCAAUUUGCUACUUUUCUGAGUUGCUUUUCAAUAAAAAAAAAAAAACUAUUUGCUUUUAUUGUUUUUGUAGACUGAGCUACCUUUUAUUUAAGUUGGUGCUGAUUUUGGUGCUAAUGUUUUAGUCCUCUUUUGUUUCAUGGAGGGGGGUGGUGCAUGGUGGGAUAUCUGCCUCAGAUGUUCUGAUUGUAUCGUAACAGAUUCUGGUGUUUUGUCCAAAUUUAUUCAGUAAAUAAAUUGUGAACUGCUA
Sebastes umbrosus (honeycomb rockfish) is the source of this 3949-nucleotide messenger RNA. It is a transcript of the gene trib2, whose product is annotated as tribbles pseudokinase 2. The record is from RefSeq and is a predicted model, not a curated record. The transcript is spliced from 3 exons. Gene Ontology annotation, cellular component: nucleus. The coding region runs from base 1111 to 2148 and encodes 345 amino acids. NCBI's taxonomy places the organism in Eukaryota, Metazoa, Chordata, Actinopteri, Perciformes, Sebastidae. Gene Ontology annotation, biological process: protein phosphorylation; positive regulation of proteasomal ubiquitin-dependent protein catabolic process; regulation of MAP kinase activity. Gene Ontology annotation, molecular function: ATP binding; protein kinase activity; mitogen-activated protein kinase kinase binding.